Strongylus vulgaris is the source of this 452-nucleotide messenger RNA. NCBI's taxonomy places the organism in Eukaryota, Metazoa, Nematoda, Chromadorea, Rhabditida, Strongylidae. The record is from the annotation of a GenBank genome assembly.
AUGGAUGAGUCGUCAAAAAUCUCUGCUGCUGAGGAGUAUUUUUACAAGGGCUUUCUGGGUUUACAUGCUCCGAACGACACAACAUCACAUGUGGCUCGAGGACUUGAUAAUUUGGGAAGCAUGAAUUGGCAUAUUGUAAUUUGCUUGGCUCUCGUGUACCUGAUCUGUUACUUCUCACUUUGGAAAGGAAUUGGAAUGAGUGGAAAAGUAGUCUGGUUCACAGCAUUAUUCCCAUACGUUGUAUUGGGUGUACUAUUCAUACGAGGUAUAACAUUGCCAGGAUCGGAGAUGGGCAUCGAGUACUACUUGAAACCAAAUAUCAAAAUGUUAAAGGAACCCUCCGUAUGGCAAGAUGCAGCUACCCAGGUCUUCUUCUCUCUUGGACCAGGUUUUGGUGUUCUAAUGGCUUACUCCUCGUACAACAACUUCAAUAACAACGUUUAUGUGUAAGU